This is a messenger RNA of Cervus elaphus (red deer), 4460 nucleotides long. It is a transcript of the gene CADM1, whose product is annotated as cell adhesion molecule 1. Gene Ontology annotation, biological process: susceptibility to natural killer cell mediated cytotoxicity; detection of stimulus; cell recognition. The record is from RefSeq and is a predicted model, not a curated record. Gene Ontology annotation, molecular function: signaling receptor binding. Gene Ontology annotation, cellular component: neuron projection; plasma membrane; synapse. The transcript has 12 exons. Lineage: Eukaryota; Metazoa; Chordata; Mammalia; Artiodactyla; Cervidae. The coding region runs from base 130 to 1551 and encodes 473 amino acids.
GGUUCGGCUCGCGGCGACGUGAUUGGUCGGCCGGGACUCCGCCUCCAGCGCAUGUCAUUAGCAUCUCAUUAGCUGUCCGCUCGGGCUCUGGAGGAAGCCACCGCCGCCAGUCUGAGGCAGGUGCCCGACAUGGCGAGUGCUGUGCUGCCGAGCGGACCCCAGUGUGCGGCGGCGGCGGCGGCGGCGGCGGCGGCGGCGCCUCCCGGGCUCCGGCUCCGGCUUCUGCUGUUGCUCCUCUCUGCCGCGGCACUGAUCCCUACAGGCGAUGGACAGAAUUUGUUUACGAAAGACGUGACAGUGAUUGAAGGAGAAGUUGCAACCAUCAGCUGCCAAGUCAAUAAGAGUGACGACUCUGUUAUUCAACUACUGAAUCCCAACAGACAGACCAUUUAUUUCAGGGACUUCCGGCCUCUGAAGGACAGCAGGUUCCAGCUGCUGAAUUUUUCGAGCAGUGAACUGAAAGUGUCGCUGACAAAUGUCUCCAUUUCUGAUGAAGGAAGAUACUUCUGCCAGCUCUACACUGACCCCCCGCAGGAAAGUUACACCACAAUCACAGUCCUGGUCCCACCACGUAAUCUGAUGAUCGAUAUCCAGAAAGACACUGCGGUGGAAGGCGAGGAAAUUGAAGUCAACUGCACCGCCAUGGCCAGCAAACCAGCCACGACCAUACGGUGGUUCAAGGGGAACAAGGAGCUCAAAGGCAAAUCAGAGGUGGAGGAGUGGUCAGACAUGUACACUGUGACAAGUCAACUGAUGCUGAAGGUGCACAAGGAGGAUGACGGGGUUCCCGUGAUUUGUCAGGUGGAGCACCCUGCUGUCACCGGAAACUUGCAGACCCAGCGGUACCUGGAAGUACAGUAUAAGCCUCAAGUGCAUAUUCAGAUGACUUACCCUCUACAAGGCCUAACCCGGGAAGGGGACGCGCUUGAGUUAACAUGUGAAGCCAUCGGGAAGCCCCAGCCUGUGAUGGUGACUUGGGUGAGAGUCGAUGAUGAAAUGCCUCAACAUGCCGUGCUGUCGGGGCCCAACCUGUUCAUCAAUAACCUAAACAAAACAGAUAAUGGUACAUACCGCUGUGAGGCUUCCAACAUAGUGGGGAAAGCUCAUUCGGAUUAUAUGCUGUAUGUAUACGAUCCCCCCACAACUAUCCCUCCUCCCACAACAACCUCCACCACCACCACCACCACCACCACCAUCCUCACCAUCAUCACAGACACCACGGCGACGACAGAACCAGCAGUUCACGGCCUUACUCAGUUGCCCAAUUCCGCAGAAGAACUGGACAGUGAGGACCUCUCAGAUUCUCGAGCAGGUGAAGAAGGCGCGAUCAGGGCGGUGGACCACGCCGUGAUUGGCGGCGUCGUGGCCGUGGUGGUGUUUGCCAUGCUGUGUUUGCUCAUCAUUCUGGGGCGCUAUUUUGCCAGACAUAAAGGUACAUACUUCACUCAUGAAGCCAAAGGAGCCGAUGACGCAGCAGACGCAGACACAGCUAUAAUCAAUGCAGAAGGAGGACAGAACAACUCUGAAGAAAAGAAAGAGUACUUCAUCUAGAUCAGCCCUUUUGUUUCAAUGAGGUGUCCAACUGGCCCUAUUUAGAUGAUAAAGAGACAGUGAUAUUGGAACUUGCGAGAAAUUCGUGUGUUUUUUUAUGAAUGGGUGGAAAGGUGUGAGACUGGGAAGGCUUGGGAUUUGCUGUGUAAAAAAAAAAACGAAAAGAAAUGUUCUUUGAAAAGUACACUCUGCUGUUUGACACCUCUUUUUCUGAUUGUUUGGUUUUUCAAUUUUUAUUUCUUCCUACCAAGUCAAACUUGGACGCUUGGAUUUAGUUUGGAUAGAUUGCAGAAAAUUCUGUGCCUUGUUUUUCGUUUGUUGGUUGCGUUCCUUUUUUUCUUUUCCCUCCCUCCUUUGUGCGAAUUUAUUUUUCCCAACAAAUUUUUGGAUUUUUUUUUUCCCCCCAAAUCUCCCAUUUUGGAAUUUGCCUGCUGGGAUUCCUUAGAACCUUUUGACCCUCCUUAUUUUGUUAUUGUUGUUCCUUUCCUCUGUUUAUUUUUGAAGCUUUCUGUUCAAAAUUCAGUUUCAUAAAAGGAGAACCAGCACAGUUUAGAUUUCAUAGUUCAGAAUUUAGUGUAUCCAUAAUGCAUUCUUCUCUGUUGUCGUAAAGAUUUGGGUGAACAAACCAUGAGAACUCUUUGCUGCUGCCCAUGUUUCAAAUACUUUAGAGCAGUGAAGACUAGAAACUUAGACUGUGAUUCAGAAACUGUUCUGUUUGCUGUGGAACUACAUUACUGUACAGGGUUAUCUGCAAGUGAGGUGUGUCACAAUGAGAUUGAAACUGUCUUUAAUUCUGUAUCUGUAGACGGCUCAGUAUAGAUAAUACCCCACGCUGUCCAGAAAGGUUUGGGGCAGAAAGGGCUCCUCCUUUUUCAGUGCCCUAAACAGACCUGACAGGUGAGGUCUGUUCCUUUUAUAUAAGUGGAUGAAUUUGAGUUGCCACAGGAGGGGAAGUAGGGAGGGGGGAAAGACAGUUCUGCUCUGGUUAUUUCUGUUCCAAAUGAUUCCAUCCACCUUUCCCAAUCGGCCUUACUUCUCACUAAUUUGUAGGAAAAAGCAAGUCCAUGUGGUGUGCGAAUGACUGAAUGGGACAGGUUUUUGGUUUUUUUUUUUUUUUUUUUUCUUUUUCUUUUUUUCCUUUGUGCUUAGUUAGGAAGGCAGUGGGAUGUGGCCUGCAUGUACUGUAUAUUACAGAUAUUUGUCAUGCUGGGAUUUCCAACUCGAAUCCGUGUGAAACUUUCAUUCCUUACGAUUUGGCUUGACAAAGGCAGGAGGUACAAAAGAAGGGUCGGUAUUGUUCUCAGACCGGUCCGCCAUCCAUCUCAGUUCUCGAAAGGUCAGAGCAGAGGUGGAAAAGCAGCAUGAAGGGGUUUUUCAGUUACUUAAUCAAAACUCAGAUGUGAGUGUUUUUAUCUUUUUACCUUUCAUACACUAGCCUUGGCCUCUUUCCUCAGCCUUAAGAACCAUCUGCCAAAAAAUUACUGAUCCUCGCAUGAUGGCAGCCAUAGUGCAUAGCUACUAAAAUAAGUUACCUUGAACAUAUCUUAGAUGGGGAGCCUUGGGAAAAGGAAGAGGAGUCCAGUUACCAUUGACGUUUUUUAAAGAAAUGGGAUUUUCAUUGAAACGUCUAGGAAAUCUAGAAGUAGUCCUGACGGACGAAAACUAAACUCUUACCAUAUGCUUUGGUAAGGCUCCAGACUCCAGAAUACAGUCCCUAUGGAAAGAUGGCAUCAAAAAAAAAAAAAAAAAAAAAAGAUAGAUCUAUAUAUAUAUAAAUAUAUAUUAUAUAACAUUUUCAGUGAGUAAUUUUGGAUUUUGCAAGGUGCAUUUUUACUAUUGUUACAUUAUGUGGAAAACUUACGCUGAUUUAUUUAAGGGGAAAAAGUGUCAACUCUUUGUUAUUUGAAAGCGUGUUUAUUUUUCUUGUCUUUAUUUUAACCUUUGAUAGAACCAUUGCAAUAUGGGGGCCUUUUGGGAACGGACUGGUAUGUAAAAGAAAAUCCAUAUCGAGCAGCAUUUUGUUUUCCCCUCUCCUAUCCCUAGGCACUUAACCAAGACAAAAAGCCACAAUGAACAUCCCUUUUUCAAUGAAUUUUAUAAUGUGCAGCUCUAUUCCGAGCCCUUAGCACCCAUUCCGACCAUAGUAUAAUCGUAUCAAAGGGUGAGAACCAUUUAGCAUGUCGUUGAAAGGUUUUUUCCAGCUGUUCUUUUUAGGAAAAAAACAAAAACAACAACAAAAAAAAAAAGAAAAAAAAACCCUACCAUUGCUCAUCGAAUUGGCAUCUCAUUUUUGGGGACCUCCCAUCUUUCUGUUUUGACAAGUGUACAGUAGUGCAGUGCUCCGAUGUGACUCUAUGGCUUAAAAUGUCGACAUGUCUCAGGUUCAUGUGUUUUGAUUGGUGUUUUCCGUCUCAGGUAGAUUGCAAAGUGUAGGCCCCACGCAUUGGAAAAAUAAUAAUAAUAAUAAUAAUAAAACAAAGCAAAAACAGGAAAUUAUGGAUUUUAGUUGUAUAUUGGUUUAUGUAUUUUUUUCUUAAGUAUACAGUGCACUGUUUGAAAUGUAUUGUUGAGUAUUACUUUGUACAGGUUGAUCACUUUUUUUAGAGUGAAGAAAGAACAAACUUGUUUUUUGUGUUUUUUAAAGGAAUAUAAAAUAAUGAAGGAUGUAUAAUUGAUGCCAAAUAAGCUUGUUCUUUAGUCACACCGACGUCUGACUUUUCCCUUUAGGCCAGUUCUGUUUUUAAGGUGUACAUGAACGAUGUUACGGUGUAAGAAAUUCCAUAUCCAUAUGUUCCAUUCGCAUUUUGUAUUGGUUCAUGUAUACCAUUUUUACAAAAAAAAAAGAAAAAAAAAGAAGUACUAUAAAAUAUCUGUCUUCUUAAUAAAAAAAAAUUAAUGUUACAAAGUGA